AUGCGAGCCGGGCUGGCGCCCUGCGCACGGUGCCUUGGGCUGCGCCCCGCCAGCCCCCGGGUGUCGAGUCUGGCUGCCGCCGGCCAGCGCGCGGGAUGAGGAGCCCGUGCGAGGCGUUCCCCGGGGACUGAGCCUCCCUCCCUCCCGCUGCACCAUGAAACUCUACUGCAAGGUGGUGGCCAUCCUGCUGUGCCUGGGGACCCUGCUGCUGCUCUACCUCUUCGUGGGCAACGCGGAUGAGCCGCCGCCGCUGCAAGGGGCCGGAGAAACUCGCUUGCUGCCCGUUUCCUCCGGACCCGGGGGCCGCGCCCACCCACUCUUUGCACAUUUCCAACCCGUCCGGGCAGCGCCGGAGGAGGAGGAGGCGGCGGCGGCUCAGAUUUCCAAGCGAGAGCCACGUCUCAGCAAAAACCCCGGCAAGCGAAGUCCUGCGAGAGGGAAGUUUGCAAACGUUCGACCUGGGAAACAGAAACACUUGAAAGAACUUCCAUCUCUGCAAUGGAUGCACCUGGCAGUUGUGGCAUGUGGCAACCGGCUGGAAGAGACUCUUAUCAUGCUGAAAUCAGCAGUUCUGUUUAGCUACAGGAAGCUCAAGUUUCACAUCUUUGCUGAGGAUUCCCUGAAGCCUGAAUUUGAGAAAAAGUUAAGGGAAUGGCCUUCCUCUUACACCAAGAAGUUUGAAUACAAUGUCUACCCAAUUGCUUUUUCAGUAGGAAAUGCUCAGGAAUGGAAAAAAUUAUUCAAACCUUGUGCUGCCCAGCGCCUCUUUCUUCCGGUGAUUUUAAAGGACGUGGAUUCUCUUCUCUACGUGGACACUGACGUUCUCUUCCUGAGGCCCAUUGAUGACAUCUGGAGCUUUCUGAAAGAGUUCAACUCCACACAACUGGCUGCUAUGGCCCCAGAACACGAAAUACCAAAGAUUGGUUGGUAUAGUCGAUUUGCUCGUCACCCUUACUAUGGAACAACUGGAGUCAAUUCCGGAGUCAUGCUGAUGAAUUUAACCCGGAUAAGAAACACACAGUUCAAGAACAGCAUGAUACCAACAGGCUUGAUGUGGGAGGAAAUGUUGUACCCAUUAUACCAAAAGUACAAAAAUUACAUUACAUGGGGAGACCAGGACUUGCUAAAUAUUAUUUUUUACUUUAACCCAGAGUGUCUCUAUGUGUUUCCCUGUCAGUGGAAUUACCGGCCCGAUCACUGUAUGUAUGGGAGUAAUUGUAAAGGCGCAGAAGAGGAAGGCAUAUCUGUUCUCCAUGGUAAUAGAGGCGUCUACCAUGAUGACAAGCAGCCUACUUUUAAGGCACUAUAUGAAGUGAUACGUGAUUUUCCCUUUGAAGACAAUCUCUUCCAGUCCUUGUACUACCCUCUUCAGUCUAAGUUUCUGGAUACUGUACACACUUUAUGUGGGCGAAUUCCACAAGUUUUUCUGAAGCAGAUUGAGAAAACAAUGAAGAAGGUUUAUGAAAAUCGUGUCAUUGUUCAUGUGGGAGCCAACUACAGAUACUAAACAUAGCUAUACUUUAUGUGGUAAUUUUCAUCCUUGUAUCCAAAUCAUUUGAGGCAGAUAAAUUAAAUUGAGGCAGGGGCACUGUCAGUUUAAAAUUCAUGUUAUAAAAAAAAAUUGUCUAAAUUGGAACAAUUCACCAAGGAUCAUGGUGGAUUCUCCAUUACUGACCACU
This is a messenger RNA of Terrapene triunguis (Three-toed box turtle), 1679 nucleotides long. RefSeq names its product glucoside xylosyltransferase 2 (gene GXYLT2). Bases 155 to 1507 code for a protein of 450 amino acids. The transcript has 7 exons. The record is from RefSeq and is a predicted model, not a curated record. NCBI's taxonomy places the organism in Eukaryota, Metazoa, Chordata, Testudines, Emydidae. Gene Ontology annotation, molecular function: UDP-xylosyltransferase activity. Gene Ontology annotation, biological process: protein O-linked glycosylation via N-acetylgalactosamine.